Penicillium macrosclerotiorum is the source of this 5670-nucleotide messenger RNA. Its product is annotated as DNA-binding ATPase. The transcript is spliced from 5 exons. The record is from RefSeq and is a predicted model, not a curated record. Bases 1 to 5670 code for a protein of 1889 amino acids. Gene Ontology annotation, molecular function: ATP binding; ATP-dependent chromatin remodeler activity; DNA binding. Lineage: Eukaryota; Fungi; Ascomycota; Eurotiomycetes; Eurotiales; Aspergillaceae.
AUGACUUCCCGACUGGACCGACUGGUCACGUUACUGGACAACGGUAGCACCCAGUUGAUCCGCAACACUGCAGCCCAACAGCUGGCAGAUGUACAAAAGCAGCAUCCUGAUGAGCUGUUCAAUCUGCUGGGUCGGAUCUUGCCGUACCUGCGGUCAAAGUCCUGGGAAACCCGAACAGCAUCUGCCCGAGCAAUUGGCUUGAUUGUCGCAAAUGCGGAUAUAUAUGACCCAAAUGCAGAAGAUGGCCUACAGAUCAAAUCCGCAUCAGAGGAUGAUGAUGAUGUCGAGAUCAAAUCUGAAAUCAAAUCGGAAGAGGCUCCCGUGGCUCCUGAUGCUUUCCUUCAGCUGCCUACGCUAGACAUCGCUUCCAUUCUGAAGUUUGGCACGCGGCUACUGGGCACCACAAACAGCCAUAAUGAUCGUUCGCUGGCAGCCAUGGAGCCGGCUGCACGUCUUCAACAUCAGAAAAAGACAGUGACAGGUCGCCUGGGCCUAAUAGGCGAGUAUAUCGAAGAUGAUACGAUCGAUUUAAGUGAUAUAAUCCCCCCCACCUUGAGCACGCCGGCUCCAAAGAAAGAAUCGGUAGCCACCUCUAUUUCUCGGGAAAACAGCCUGCAGGACGCCGCAGCUCGGCGACCAUCCUCGCCCAAUGAAAACUCAAAGCUGGAAGAAGCUGGUCUCAGCAAGCGGCAGUUGAACCAACUCAAGCGCAAGAACAAGCAAAGCGCCAAGAUGGGCGCCAACAAAGUUCGCGUGGUAGACCUGUCCUCUCGACGGACUUCAGAAAACGUUACCACUCCUACGGCAACACCCCACCCUGUCAAAGCUGAGAAUGGCGAUGAACAGAACGGCGAGACUAAACCUGAUUAUUUCUCGCUUGAUCGCUCUGCCGAGGAUGAUGAUUCCAAGAUUGUCUCCGAAUUCAAGGGUCCUAUCGCACCUGAAAAGCCUAUAAUCCAGCCUGACCUCGUGGACCAGGGCGCUGGAUGGCCUCUGGAGUGCAUGUGCGAAUUCCUGACGGUUGAUAUCUUCGACGCCAACUGGGAGGUUCGCCAUGGAGCAGCUAUGGCUCUCCGUGAAGUGAUCAGGGUCCAGGGCGCUGCAGCUGGUCGAAUCGAGGGCAAGACCCGAGAAGAGAAUGACAAUCUUAAUCGCCGAUGGCUGGACGAUCUUGCCUGCCGUUUACUUUGCGUCCUGAUGCUAGAUCGGUUCGGCGAUUAUAUUUCAGACACUGUUGUUGCCCCUAUCCGAGAAACUGUGGGCCAGACUCUUGGUGCUCUUCUAUCACACCUGCCGCCUAAGUCUGUGCGCCAAGUCUACCGCUGUCUGCACCUUAUUAUCAUGCAGACUGACCUAGGAUUGGAUCGCCCGAUAUGGGAAGUCUGCCAUGGUGGUAUGAUCGGCCUUCGGUAUCUGGUGGCAGUUCGCAAAGAUUUGCUCAUCAAGGACUCGACUAUGAUCGACGGAGUUCUAGAAGCCGUCAUGAAAGGCUUAGCAGACUAUGAUGACGAUGUACGGGCUGUUAGUGCUGCGACUCUCGUCCCGAUUGCCGAGGAAUUCGUUACCUCUCGAACUGGUUCUCUUGGUCCCUUGAUGAACAUUGUUUGGGAUUGCCUUUCUAAUCUCCAGGACGACCUCAGCGCCAGCACAGGCAAUGUGAUGGAUCUCCUUGCUAAGUUGUGUACCUUUACGCAAGUAUUGGACGCAAUGAAGGCAAACGCAGCCGAUGACGUAGAGGCCUCGUUUGGCAAGCUCGUUCCCCGUCUGUACCCAUUCCUCCGUCAUACAAUCCCCAGUGUGCGUUCCGCCGUGCUCCGUGCACUGAUAACUUUCCUCCAACUGGAAGGGGAAGGUAGCACUGAUUGGGUGGAUGGCAAGGCGUUGCGCUUGAUUUUCCAAAACCUUCUUGUAGAGCGCAACGAGGAUGUCCUCAAGUUAUCUCUACAGGUUUGGUCCGAACUGCUGAAGGCAGCUGAGCAUCGUGGAUUGUUUGCACAAAAUUCGGAGCUUUUCGAAUCUAUUUCCCCUCUUGUCACCCUCACGCUCGGCCCCUUCGGUGUUCCUCGCUACCCUAUACCUAUGAAUGCGUCUCUCUUUAUCAAACCAUCGGGUGUGCCUUUCUCUAUUGCUGCACCUGCCCCUGCCCGGUCAUCACCCACAUCGACUACCCCAGAAACCCCUUCGUCUUCGGCGCACAAUGUGGAUGGGCAUAUGCUGUCUGGUGAUAUCGAUCUUGUGGGCGCAGAUACGAUGCUGAGAUCCAAAAUCUACGCCGCCAAAGCACUGGGUAAGCUGCUUUCUUUCUGGGAUAAGUAUGAUCUUCCUAGCUUCUGGCCGACUAUCAUCGAUGGCCUCACUAUUGCCAGUUCGACCUCACAGCUUUCGUCGUCCAUGGUGAUGGAAGAGUAUGCGCGUAUAUCUGGCCCAGACAGCAAGUACACUUCAUACCUGUGCGAACACCUUCGUCCAAUCAUUGAAGGCGAGCGACCCUCCUGGUAUUCUGAUAUCGCCUGCUAUCUUCAUGUCGCCCGCGCACAAUGUCAUUCGCUGCUCAAUACUUUCCGAGAUCAUGCCCAUGUUCCACCUUCCAGGCUUCCAACUUUGGCGGUUGUCGUCCAAGGAGAUACCGAAGCUGGACCCAAUGCUUUCUCUUUGGCUGAUGCGGAGAAAAUCGUGGGCUCUGAAUUUGACCGCCUGAAGAAGAAUCUGACCCCCGCUCAGCGGAUUACUGCUACGCAAGUACUAACAGAUACUCGUGCCACUGCACAGUCUGCAGUUGAUGAGGCCCGGUCCAUUCGGGAGCAGCGAGACAUGCGCGUCUUGGCUGCAGCAUCUGGCGCCCUAGUCGCCUUGCGUGACAUUCCCAAGAAACCUGGCCAUAUUAUCAAGGGAAUGAUGGAUAGUGUCAAGAAAGAAGAGAAUGUUGAACUCCAACAACGCUCUGCAACGGCAGUUGCAAGUCUUAUUGAGCAUUACACAGCCGCUACUAAACGGGGUCCCGUGGAUAAGAUCAUCGGAAACCUAGUCAAAUAUUGCUGUGUGGAUACAUCCGAGACACCCGAAUUCCAGCACAACGCUCAAUUGGAGAAGUCUAUUCUGUCGCUUCGCAAAGAAGAGGAUCGGAGAGACCAUCCAGAUGCAGCGAAGUUUGAACGGGAGGCCAAGGAAGCCCGCAUUAUGCGACGUGGCGCAAAGGAUGCUUUGGAGCAAUUGACCGUCAAUUUUGGUGCCCAACUACUGGAGAUGGUUCCCAACCUGGCAUCGUUGGUCGAGCGACCUCUCAAAGAUGCCCUGCAGGGUGAUCUCCCUGAAACAAUUACCGACCCUGAGAAUGACCUCGGUCAGGAAGUAGUUGAUGGCUUGUCCACACUUCGUGCCCUUCUUCCCAAAUUCCAUCCUGGUCUUCAUUCCUGGGUUAUUGGCCUUAUGCCUUUAAUUUCAAAGGCUUUGCAAUGCCGUCUUUCGGUUAUUCGCUAUGCUGCGGCUAAAUGUUUCGCCACAAUUUGCAGCGUGAUCACCGUCCAAGGAAUGACAAUGUUGGUGGAAAAGGUGCUACCGACUAUCAACAAUGCGCUUGAUGUCCACCAUCGCCAAGGUGCCAUCGAGUGUAUUUAUCAUCUUAUUCAUGUAAUGGAGGAUGGAAUUCUUCCUUAUGUCAUUUUCCUCGUUGUCCCUGUGCUUGGCCGAAUGAGCGACUCAGACAAUGAUGUUCGGCUGCUGGCUACUACUUCCUUCGCAACUCUCGUUAAGCUGGUACCCUUGGAGGCUGGCAUUCCUGAUCCUCCCGGGUUCUCCGAGGAAUUGCUCAAGGGCCGUGAGCGGGAAAGGAAAUUCAUGUCUCAAAUGCUGGACGUGCGCAAGGUGGAGACCUUUCAGAUCCCCGUCGCUAUCAAGGCUGAGCUUCGACCAUAUCAACAGGAUGGUGUCAACUGGCUUGCUUUCCUUAAUCGCUAUAAUCUUCAUGGUAUUCUUUGCGAUGACAUGGGUCUCGGUAAAACUCUUCAAACCAUUUGCAUAGUGGCCAGCGACCAUCACAUGCGAGCCGAAGAGUUUGCAAAGAGCCAAGCUCCAGAUGCUCGCAAGUUGCCAUCCUUGAUUAUCUGUCCACCCUCUUUAUCUGGCCAUUGGCAACAGGAGGUCAAGCAAUACGCACCGUUCCUCAACUGCAUUGCGUACGUCGGCCCACCAGCAGAGCGUGCUCGACUCCAGCCCAUGCUUUCUGAAGUUGAUGUGGUUGUUACAUCGUAUGAUGUCUGCCGUAACGACAACGACGUACUCAGACCCAUCAACUGGAACUACUGCGUGCUUGAUGAAGGCCAUCUUAUCAAGAACCCGAAAGCCAAGAUAACCAUCUCUGUGAAGCGAUUGAUGAGCAACCAUCGUUUGAUUCUUUCCGGCACUCCGAUCCAGAACAAUGUGCUCGAGCUGUGGUCCCUCUUCGAUUUCUUGAUGCCCGGUUUCCUGGGUACCGAAAAGGUCUUUUUAGACCGGUUUGCCAAGCCCAUUGCCGCUAGCCGCUUCAGCAAGUCAUCAUCGAAAGAACAAGAAGCCGGUGCCCUGGCAAUCGAAGCCUUGCACAAGCAAGUCUUGCCAUUCCUGUUACGUCGUCUCAAGGAGGAGGUUUUGAAUGAUUUGCCCCCUAAGAUCAUCCAGAACUACUACUGCGACCCAAGUGAUCUCCAGAAGAAACUUUUCGAGGACUUUAGCAAGAAAGAGCAGAAAGAACUGCAAGAAAAGGUCGGCAGCACAGAUCGCUCCGAUAAAGAGCACAUUUUCCAGGCGCUGCAGUAUAUGCGCCGCCUGUGCAACUCGCCAGCAUUGGUGGUCAAAGAGGGCCACAAGCAGUACAAUGAAGUUCAGACCUACCUAACCAAUAAGCGCUCCAAUAUCAGAGACGUCUCUCAUGCGCCUAAGCUUAGUGCACUUCGCGACUUGCUCGUCGAUUGCGGUAUUGGCAUUGACCAUACAUCCGAGGGCGAGCUGGACACUGGUGCAAGCUAUGUUAGCCCGCAUCGUGCCUUGGUCUUCUGUCAAAUGAAGGAGAUGUUGGACAUCGUGCAGAAUGAUGUUCUUAAAAAGCUUCUCCCGUCUGUUCAAUACCUUCGCCUAGACGGCGGUGUUGAGGCCACCAAGCGUCAGGACAUUGUUAACCGCUUUAAUACCGAUCCCAGCUAUGAUGUCCUACUCCUGACUACCAGUGUCGGUGGAUUGGGCCUCAACUUGACAGGUGCAGACACUGUUAUUUUUGUUGAGCAUGACUGGAAUCCGCAGAAGGAUAUCCAGGCCAUGGACCGUGCUCACCGUAUUGGCCAGAAGAAGGUCGUUAAUGUAUACCGCCUGAUCACGAGAGGUACUCUAGAGGAGAAGAUCUUGAACCUGCAACGAUUCAAGAUCGACGUCGCUUCCACCGUGGUCAAUCAACAGAACGCUGGUCUUGGCACCAUGGACACAGACCAACUCCUAGACCUCUUCAAUCUAGGCGAAACAGCAGACACAGCUGAGAAACCGAGCGAUCAAACAGGCAAUGAAGUCGAUAUGGUCGACAUCGACGGCGAGGUCAAGGAGAAGGGCAAGAAGGGUUGGCUAGACGAUUUAGGCGAACUCUGGGACGACCGCCAGUACCAAGAAGAAUACAACCUAGAUUCUUUCUUGGCCACGAUGAAAGGAUAA